This is a messenger RNA of Biomphalaria glabrata, 348 nucleotides long. Its product is annotated as UPF0134 protein MPN_137-like. The record is from RefSeq and is a predicted model, not a curated record. Bases 1 to 348 code for a protein of 115 amino acids. The transcript has 2 exons. NCBI's taxonomy places the organism in Eukaryota, Metazoa, Mollusca, Gastropoda, Planorbidae.
AUGGCUAAUCGGAUAGUCAUUUGUAACAAUCAAUUGAAUCGGAUCAGAAACAGAUCAGAUUGGAUCAGAUUGGAUCAGAUACAGAUCAGAUUGGAUCAGAUACAGAUCAGAUUGGAUCAGAAGCAGAUCAGAUUGGAUCAGAUACAGAUCAGAUUGGAUCAGAUACAGAUCAGAUUGGAUAAGAAACAGAUCAGAUUGGAUCAGAUACAGAUCAGAUUGGAUCAGAUACAGAUCAGAUUGGAUCAGAUACAGAUCAGGUUGGAUCAGAUACAGAUCAGGUUGGAUCAGAUACAGAUCAGGUUGGAUCAGAUACAGAUCAGAUUGGAUCAGAUUGGAUCUGAUAGGUAG